This is a messenger RNA of Drosophila eugracilis, 2154 nucleotides long. It is a transcript of the gene Faf2, whose product is annotated as FAS-associated factor 2. The record is from RefSeq and is a predicted model, not a curated record. NCBI's taxonomy places the organism in Eukaryota, Metazoa, Arthropoda, Insecta, Diptera, Drosophilidae. The coding region runs from base 326 to 1720 and encodes 464 amino acids. Gene Ontology annotation, molecular function: ubiquitin binding. Gene Ontology annotation, cellular component: endoplasmic reticulum. The transcript is spliced from 3 exons.
UCAUCGGAUCAUUGGCAGAAGGGCAAGAAGAAGAGCAAGCAAUCACCUGCGAAAAAGAAAUAAAUUGCCAAGAAAUGUUAAAGACCUUGUAGUGCGGCUGUUUGGCGUGCGUUGAAAUGAUUCCUGGCGACCAGUAGAAGCAUUUAGUGACCACGCAACUCAUCCCCCAUCCCCCGCUGCAACGGUUAAGCCACUGGACAAAGGCCAGCCUACAACAACACCACAAAGACAGCCACGGCUUAUUGGCACCCACACAAACACACACGCACACACUGCGUAGAAGGCAACAACAACUGUGAAACGGAGGCCUUCAAUUGCUGGAAAAAUGGAAGCGGACGGACUAACCAACGAACAGACGGAGAAGGUGCUUCAGUUCCAGGAUCUCACCGGCAUCGAGGACAUGAACGUGUGCCGCGACGUCCUUAUCAGACACCAAUGGGAUCUCGAGGUUGCUUUUCAGGAGCAGCUGAACAUCCGCGAGGGUCGCCCCACAAUGUUUGCUGCUUCCACGGAUGUACGAGCGCCCGCUGUGAUUAACGACAGAUUCCUGCAGCAGGUGUUUUCAGCCAACAUGCCCGGGGGAAGAACAGUGAGCCGGGUGCCGAGUGGCCCUAUACCCCGCAGCUUUACAGGGAUCCUUGGCUAUGUGAUCAACUUCGUUUUUCAAUAUUUCUACUCCACCCUGACGAGCAUCGUUAGUGCGUUUGUAAACUUGGGCGGUGGAAAUGAAGCACGCUUGGUAACAGAUCCGCUGGGCGAUGUAAUGAAGUUUAUUAGGGAGUACUACGAGCGGUAUCCGGAGCACCCCGUCUUUUAUCAAGGUACCUAUGCCCAGGCCCUGAAUGAUGCCAAGCAGGAGCUACGUUUCCUUAUCGUCUACCUGCACAAGGAUCCUGCCAAGAACCCUGAUGUGGACUCUUUCUGCCGCAACACACUAUCGUCAAGAUCAGUCAUUGACUAUAUAAACACACACACCCUGUUGUGGGGCUGCGACGUGGCCACUCCGGAGGGUUACCGGGUGAUGCAGUCGAUCACGGUGCGCAGCUAUCCACUAAUGGUAAUGAUCAGUCUUCGUGCAAACCGCAUGAUGAUCGUCGGUCGCUUUGAGGGGGAUUGCACACCUGAAGAGCUGCUGCGUCGCCUUCAGUCAGUGACGGCCGCCAAUGAAGUGUGGCUAAGUCAAGCUCGUGCUGAUCGCUUGGAGCGUAAUUUCACACAGACUUUGAGGAGACAGCAGGACGAAGCGUACGAGCAAAGUUUACUUGCCGACGAGGAAAAGGAGAGACAGCGCCAAAGGGAACGGGAUGCAGUGCGGCAGGCGGAGGAGGCCGUAGAACGAGCACGUCGCGAUGUGGAGCUGCGCAAGGAAGAAAUAGCCCGGCAGAAGAUCGAACUGGCCACGCAGGUGCCAUCGGAGCCGGCUGUGGAUGCAGUCGGGGCCAUUGCAGUCGUUUUUAAACUGCCUAGUGGAACACGCCUUGAGCGCCGCUUUAACCAAACGGAUUCGGUGUUGGAUGUUUAUCACUAUCUCUUUUGCCAUCCCGAUUCACCGGAUGAGUUCGAGAUCACAACGAAUUUUCCGAAAAGAGUGCUCUACUCGAAGGCGGACGUUGAUGCCGCCGAGGGUGCUGACAGAGCCAACGAGACGCUGAACAAGAGCCUCCAGGACAUGGGACUGAAGAAUCGCGAGGUGCUGUUCGUAAAUGAUCUGGAAGCGUAACCAAGCACCACCUACCAAAUGAUAGCAUCAUCGUGUUACCAGCUGCAACGCAUUACCAAAACUUGAACCAAGUUUUAUGUAGUCGUAGUCAACGUCCAAGUCGGAGGAUAAACAGAGAAACUAUUCCUAAUUUAAUCAUGAAUAUUAUUAUAAAUAAUUGUUUAACAAUGUUUUAAGUUGAUUCUCUUGUAAUCUACAAACCACCACCCACCCGUUCCUCCUUUAAACAUUCACACAUAAGUAAAAGUCUUUUCCAGAAUAAUUUCCAAGUUCCACAUUUUUAGUUUCUUUUUAAUUAAGAAUUUUUUGUUAUGUUUAGCUGUACUUAUACUUCCGUCUAUUUAACCAAAAUAGAGCCAGAGUCUUGUUAGUUGACAAAGAGUUUGAAUUUAACCUGAAUGUGGUCGAAUGAAAUAAAUUGAAGUUAUCAAUAA